GCAACGCCUCUCCUCUGUGAGUACUCUCUAGUAAUGUCAUGCGCGUCGUCUCCCUCCCCUGUGCUCGGGAUGUCCGGAUCGCGGCGGUUGCAGCAGCCUGCCGGCCGGACCGACGAGUUGUUGAUCCCCUUCCUAACCGGCCGCUGCAGCUGCCAUGUACUAGCAGCAAGCAGCGCCCGCCUUGACUCCUGCAGCUGCCCUGUCCGAUCAGGCGAACAGGGAGAGGAGAAGAUGCCUCCGCCGCCGCCGACGCCUACACCGCCGCUCAUCCGCCUGGGCCCCCCGCACCCGUACCUGAAGACCCACGGAGGCAAGGUCGCGAGGCUGCACCUGUACGACUGGGUCGUGCUGACCCUUCUCGUCGCCAUCGACGUGGGGCUCAACCUCAUCGAGCCGUUCCACCGGUUCGUCGGCGAGGACAUGAUGGCCGACCUCCGGUACCCGCUGAAGAGCAACACCGUCCCCGUCUGGGCCGUGCCGAUAUACGCAGUCAUCGGGCCGAUCAUCAUCAUCGUCGGGAUCUACAUGAAGCGGAGGAACGUCUAUGACAUGCACCAUGCCAUUCUAGGCCUUCUGUUCUCCGUGCUCAUCACCGGCGUCCUGACAGACGCGAUCAAGGACGGAGUUGGCCGGCCGCGCCCCAAUUUCUUCUGGCGCUGCUUCCCUGACGGAGUGCCGAAGUUCAACAACAUCACUACACAAGUCAUAUGCCACGGCGACCCGGCUGUGAUCAAAGAAGGGCACAAGAGCUUCCCAAGUGGCCAUUCUUCAUGGUCCUUCGCUGGGCUAGGCUUCCUGUCGUGGUACCUGGCCGGCAAGAUCAAGGCGUUCGACCGGCGCGGCCAUGUGGCCAAGCUCUGCAUCGUCCUCCUGCCGCUGCUUCUGGCUACCAUGGUCGCCAUCUCGAGGGUGGAUGACUACUGGCACCAUUGGCAAGAUGUGUUUGCCAGUGGAAUUCUCGGGUUGGUGGUUGCGUCCUUCUGCUACCUGCAAUUUUUCCCUCCACCCUCUGCGGAACAAGGAUUUUGGCCUCACGCGUACUUUGAUCACAUUCUUAACCCCGAGGGAGAGGGCCAAGUGCAGUCAACAACCAGCUCGAAUCACCAUCAAUCACUGUCGGGAGUGUCAGUUGCAAUGGAGAUGGGAAACACGAGCCAAGAACUGGGUUCCAUGGAAGAAGGCCACCGAGCUCGGUGACCGAUUGCCGCCGUGUUGCCGUACGAACAGAACCGUCCGAUCCUCACGGUCCCUGUCGAUCUGACGGCCGUGGACCGGCUAACCGUCGAGGGAAUCACGUCAGCUAGCAAAGGCUACUGCCAAACAGCAGCACAUAGAUUAUAGUUGAUUAAUUUUUCAAAAAAAAGUUUAGUGGAUUGGUACGGUAAAAGACAUGGAUUAUUUGAUGAACUUGCCUUAAAGCUCGUGGACGAGAGGGUGGAUAAGGAUUCCUGCAGCACGGCAGCUCAAUCAGUUGGCUGCGAAUAUCUGACGGGAAUGUCACUCUCUGAAACUUUGUCACACUAGGGUGUCAUCUUCUGGAAAUCCAGGUCUGAAAGCAACGCCGUUUCACUGCGUGCUCAGAUUGCAAAUCA
Messenger RNA from Panicum hallii, 1592 nucleotides. RefSeq names its product lipid phosphate phosphatase 2-like. Gene Ontology annotation, molecular function: phosphatidate phosphatase activity. The transcript is spliced from 7 exons. The record is from RefSeq and is a predicted model, not a curated record. NCBI's taxonomy places the organism in Eukaryota, Viridiplantae, Streptophyta, Magnoliopsida, Poales, Poaceae. Bases 34 to 1197 code for a protein of 387 amino acids. Gene Ontology annotation, biological process: phospholipid metabolic process.